Messenger RNA from Sarcophilus harrisii (Tasmanian devil), 3832 nucleotides. It is a transcript of the gene TMOD3, whose product is annotated as tropomodulin 3. The coding region runs from base 207 to 1265 and encodes 352 amino acids. Gene Ontology annotation, biological process: pointed-end actin filament capping; myofibril assembly; muscle contraction. The record is from RefSeq and is a predicted model, not a curated record. Gene Ontology annotation, cellular component: striated muscle thin filament; myofibril. Gene Ontology annotation, molecular function: tropomyosin binding. Lineage: Eukaryota; Metazoa; Chordata; Mammalia; Dasyuromorphia; Dasyuridae. The transcript has 10 exons.
CGAGCAGCCCAGGGAGACUUGAGCUAGCUGCUGACGAGUGGCUCAGGCCGUGGGGUCCGAGCGAGCGUCCGGGGCCGGAGACCCAGGAAGUGGGCGGCGGCGGCGGCGUCUGGCAGCCCUCGUGGGCGUCAGCUUAACGGGAAAAAGAAUCACAUCUGAUUUAUAAACGUGUGGUUAAAGUUGAGUGGCAUUCUACUCUACAAAUUAUGGCACUUCCCUUCCGAAAGGACUUGGAGAAGUACAAGGAUCUUGAUGAAGAUGAACUCCUUGGUAAACUUUCAGAGACUGAAUUACAACAGUUGGAAACUGUUCUUGAUGACCUUGACCCUGAGAAUGCACUUUUACCUGCAGGCUUCCGGCAAAAAAAUCAGACUACAAAGAAUGCCACAGGACCUUUUGACAGAGAACAUUUGCUUUCAUACUUGGAGAAGGAAGCAUUGGAACAUAAAGAUAGGGAAGACUUUGUACCCUUCACUGGAGAAAAAAAAGGAAAAAUAUUCAUCCCUAAACAGAAACCCAUACAAUCUUACACAGAAGAAAAAGUAUCCCUUGAUCCAGAAUUAGAAGAGGCUUUGACAAGUGCUUCUGAUACAGAAUUGUGUGACCUUGCAGCUAUCCUUGGAAUGCAUAAUUUGAUAACCAACACCCAACUCUGUGAUAUAGUAGGAAGUAAUAAUAGUGUGGGCAAAGAUGAUUUUUCAAAUGUGGUAAAAGGUGAAAAAAUCCUGCCAGUGUUCGAUGAGCCACCAAAUCCUACAGAUGUGGAGGAGAGUUUACGGAGGAUUAAGAAAAAUGAUUCUCGUCUUAUUGAAGUAAACUUGAAUAAUAUAAAGAAUAUUCCAAUUCCAACCCUCAAGGAAUUUGCAAAAGCUUUGGAAAACAAUACACAUGUGACAUGUUUCAGUCUUGCAGCCACCCGGAGCAAUGACCCUGUUGCUGUUGCAUUUGCAGACAUGCUGAAAGUGAAUAAAACAUUGAAGAGCUUAAAUUUGGAGUCCAAUUUUAUUACAGGAGCUGGUGUUCAAGCACUGAUUGAAGCCUUAAAAGAAAAUGAAACCCUGGCUGAAAUCAAGAUUGAUAACCAGAGGCAGCAAUUGGGGACAGCUGUUGAAUUGGAAAUGGCCAGGAUGCUUGAGGAAAACACAAAGAUUCUUAAAUUUGGAUAUCAGUUUACACAACAGGGACCACGAACCAGAGCAGCCAAUGCUAUAACAAAAAACAAUGAUUUAGUUCGCAAGAGACGAGUUGAAGGAGAUCACCAAUAAAUUUACCAGGAUACCAACUUUGCAACACUUCAAAAGGGCACCAAGGCCUUCAUCUUGAUUUCAGAUUUAAAAUUUGCCUAGGUAGAAGGGAAAAGACUGGAAACUUCAUUCCUUUUUUUAUAUAUAUACUGUAUACAUAAUUUUUUCACCUUAUGAGAUGUUAUAGCAGCAUCAAAUUCUGUAAAAUCAAUAAUAAUCUUUUUUAUAUUUUGGAACCUGUUUUCUGCUUUUUGCUCAAAUCAAUUUUAGUUUAAUUUAAAUGUGCUUGCUUGUAAGGAAUUAUUGGAUAAAGAGGAAUCCAAUUGAACUGUUACCCAAAGGAGAGAGAAAAUUGGACAAGUCAUUAAGUGGAAAGGUUAAUUCUUUUUUUAAGAAUACUUUUUUUUUUUUUUUUUUUUUUUUUUUUUACUGAAAAGGGACACUGCAGACAUCUGCAGUUAUUACAGUUGCCAUUACUUUUAUAGAUACCUGGCACUUAAGCUUUCAUAUGAUUAAUCUUAAAAUGUUUUCAUUUUUAGAAUGUGUGCCUACAAUAAGCUGGUACUCUCUUUCAAGAAAGAGAAUGCCAGAACUUAGAAGCACAAUACUUAAAAUAUAUCCUAGGAUAUCCUUCUAUAUCCUAGAAGAAGCAAAAUCUUCUAGGAGGGGGAAACAUAUGUUUUUGAUACAUUCCAGAGUAUAAGUAGCUCUCUGAUCUGAAAUGUCUUAAACAAUACAUGUUCAAAUAUAUUUCAAACAAGCCUGUCAGCCUUUUCAUGUUGCAUAACUUCAAAUACACAGGUAAAUCCAAGUUAAUUGUAGUUUUCUUUCAGAAAGAAUGCAGUGGACAUAUUUUCUGUAAAGACACUUCCCUCAGUGAAUGAAUGCUAGCUUCUUCUUUAAAAAACAUAUCCAGUUUAUUAACUUAUUUUUGUUUAUUCAGGACAACAAAGGAAUUCCUUAUUAUUUAGUACCUCCAAAUUGCAAAUAGGACCUAUUAAUGUUUCCAUGUUAUUUAAUGGUAAAAUGUUAGUAAAUUUGAAAGCGGCAUUUUUGUGAAUUAUUUUAGAAAUUGUAUGGUAUAGUAGGAAAUAUCAGGCUAGCCAUAUGUAACUGUACAAACAGUAUUUACUCAACACUGUAAUUUUGUCAGUCAGUAAGAAAAAUUACUUUUCUCUUUAUUUUUCUCUUCCUACUUUGUAUUCACACUGUGUAAAAUUAACUCCACAAAUGAAAACAAGUUUUCCAGUUAUUAUAAAAGCAACCCAAGAGAAGAAGCCACUUGGUUAGAUUAUCUGAUUGAUGAGAGAUUCAAGAAUCAAAAUCUACACAAGAGAAUUUGCUUUUGGUUCACUUAUCUCUGGGCUGUCCUUGAAAUGAUAAAAUGGCCAAAUAUAGACAAUUGAAAGACAUUUAGGUAAAUCCCUAAUUCAUAAUUGAGGGUAAUGGCAUUUUUAGGGAGAAUUUCUAAAGGAGAAUAUUGAAUUUUUACUCUUUGUUGUCUUUUUAAACUUUUUUGUUGAAUUAUAUCAUUUGCUUCUUGUAUUGGUUCUGGACUACCUAAUAAGCCAGAAAUAAUCCUUUUAAUUUAUGGACUAAGACUUCUUUCAUCAUAAUUUUGAUGUUUAUCUUUGUCCAGGGUUUAUAGAAUCUAGAAUAGUGGAUAAUAGUCAGUUUGGCUAUUAGUUAUUUAUAGUCCUUUUAAUUAAUUUUUAUAUUAACCAGGCUAUUCUUUAAAUCACUAGUCAUAUUUUUUAAUUGCACUAUUUAAAAGACUGCACAAUUUCAGCAAGAUUGGAAGUCAAGCAAGGAAUAGAAUAAUACUGCACUGAAAGAUAUUGAUGGUUUUUGCCUAAUGCCAUUUUAGCAAGCCUUCCUCACUUAUGUUCACAUUAUACACACACACACACGCACACACACACAUAUAUAAUACAUAUGUACGUAUGUAUGUGUAAGCAUGUGUGUAUGUCACUAAAGCAACUUUUGAAUGUGUAGAUUCUCCCUCCAUACCCCACUUUGACUAAGGUUUAAAACAUUUAUAGGUAGAUGGUAUCCAUUGACCCUACCUGGAUUUUUGUAUCAUAUUUACAGAAAUAUCUUUUUUACAUUUUCUAUUUAUUAAGAGUAUUGCUGUGUUGAACAUUUUGUUAAUACCAUUCCAGUGCCAUACUGUAAUUCAAAAUUUAAUUUGGGAAAAACUGUUUCUCUUGAAUUCUCAUCAGAGAUAAAAUGUGUAUGUUUAAAUGUAGACUAUUUCCAUAAAAGAAUGAGUGACCCAUUUUAAAGGAAGGAACUGCUUUCUUUGCUUGUUUUCUAAAGAUCAGCAUCCCUUUAGCAGUGAUUCCCUCAUGCUCUGAAAUUUACAAUGGCUUAAUUAACCAGAUACUUUAUUGCUACACCAAAGACAUUUUUCUCUAAAACUAAGUUUUGUAGUCCAACCAGAAACUACAGUGUGGUCAUCUUUUUUGUCUUUGGGUUAGUUUUUUAGAGCUUUUAUUAAAGCCUUAGAAAAAUAAUGAACAACCUUUAUUAAUCUAAAAUAACUUUUCCAAUAUAUUUGCCUGUAAUUAAUAGUACAUAUUUUAAAG